AUGACAUCAUAACUAAAAGAGCCCUUACUAGUGGAUCAACCCACUCCUCAGGAAAAAUCUAAAGAACUUCAGGAACUUAGUCUCCAUUAGUUUACUCAGCUGAUUAAUAACCAUAAGGAGCUUCACUACUAGGUCCACAAUGAGACCUCCUACUCCUACAAGAAGAUGUACACCAAAUAAAGUGAUGAGUUUGAAAGGAAACACGGACUUUCAAAGGCUUCCUUUAUAGUCCCCACCCCAAAGAAGAAUAUAACCUUUAUAGUUAUGGAUGCAUAAAACAUAUACCAGGUCCUGAUGAAAACUGAAGAGAAAAAGCAGAUUGAGAGCCCAGAGUCUCAAACUAGUGUAUCAGCAGCAUGUGCAUCUUCUUGCAGUCUCUAUCUCGGGUUUUCUAAAGGGGCGCUGAUGGCUUACAGCAUUAAGAGUGGAGAGUGGAGAUCUCUUCCUUACAACCACGAUGAUUCAGUGCGAGACAUCGUGGUAACGCCUAAUGAGUAGUAUGUGAUCACUGGGUCCAAUGACCGUAGAGCCUUUGUCUAUAAUCUUUGUGACGAGCUGAUGAAAACUAUAAGUUUUGGCGGGCAUGCUGCAGAUCUUAUAGUGUCCAAAGAUAGCACUCUUUUAUUCAUUGGAUCUCCCAGAUUCUCAAAAUUUAUCAAGGUUUAUGAAACCGAGAACUUCACUCUAGUAGAUAAAAUAUAGCUUGGGAGUAGUGCUGACCUCCUAGCUUUCAACGAGGAUGAAAAUGUAGUUUAGUUUAGACAUGAGUACGUCUAGGCCGGUGCUGUACAUGAAUAUAAAAUUAGGGUUUCAAACAACGCAUCCAAUCUUGUUACUCUCUCACAGUAUCCUAACUGCCUUUCUUUUAGUAGCGACAGCAAGUAUCUUGUCUUCGGAGCUUGGGACAGCACUGUUGGUAUAUGGAACUUUGCUGACAGAGAGGAAAUCUUUAGAAUUCCCGCAGGUCAAUAAGUUAACACAGCAUUACUGACGAGAGACAUGCAAAGGGUUCUCACUGGUGGCUCGCCAUCAUCAAUCCAGGUUUGGAAGCUUGACUGGCAGAACAAAUCUUGGGAAUUGGAGACAACCGUAAAGCUCAAUGAGAUUGCAGGGUUUGGAUAUGUGACAUGCUUCAUACUCUCAAACCAUGAUGAAAAAAUAGCCAUUCCAAGCUAUUAGUAUGGCAAAUGUUUUGGGAUCGUAAACUGGGAAACACAGAGAGUGUAAUCUGUAGGGCCGUUCGAUUCGGAGGUAUAUCAUAUUUCCCAGAAUUAAGAUGGCUCUCGACUCUACUUGAGCUUGAAAAAUUUCACAGUCCUUGAAUGGGACUUUCAUGAGUAAAAGACUACCAUGACGCUAGACAUUCACAGCAACGUUAUGAGGGCUUUGGUGACCAAUGAUAACUCAAAGCUUAUUACAGCAGGUGAAAAGCUACUCAUCUGGGACUUAGAUCAAAAGCUAAUAAUAAAAGAGCUUGAGGAGCCUUUGGGAGAUAUAUAGGAUAUGAUGCUCUCUCCUUCUUAAAAGGAACUUUAUACAGCUGGAUUCGAUAAAACCUUAAAGGUUUGGGAUCUUGAUAGAAUGGCUUUAUUGCAAACAUUUGUGGCUGAAACAAGCAGAUGGUGUCUUGCAAUCUCAGAAAAUGAAGAAUAUAUUGCGAGCACUGGAUGGGAUUACUCUAUUUUCCUGUGCCAAAAUGCCCUUAGAAUAAAAAUUGUUGAUCACAAUCCAGAAAAUGAUUAAUACUCCUUAACUGACCUUAAAAGCUCAAGACUAACAAGCCAAGAAAUUUCACUUUAUCAAUCCUUAAUUUACAAGCCUGAAAACUAGGAGGCUUUAGUCAAAUAGCUAUCAUAUCAAAGCUAACUUUACUUCCCUUACAACUUCAGCCCGCUGCAUGUCUUGGUAAUGAAUAAAAAUGCAGAAGUACUCUAACACGCACUCAGAAGCGGCUUUAUUUACACAACAGACUACUUGGGAAAAACACCAUUGACCUAUGCUUUAGAACUUGGGCAGCUGAGCUGCAUAGAUGAAAUUGCACAAUACUUGGUUAACGAGGGAUCAAACUACGCAAUGACAAAAGAAGAUUUCUUUUUAAUGUUUGGCAGCGAAAUACAGUCUGUAAGACAAUUGCUUGGAAAAGUGAUAUCUCCAGUUAAACAGAAUCUUAGAGGCCCUCCUCCUGAUUUUGGAGAAUUUUAGAAUGAGAGAUACGCUUUCCAACAGUAUCAAUCUCCUAGUGAUGACUUUGUAACAACCAGCGUUGGAGAUGUAGUCUCAGGAAAUCUUAAAGAAAUUUAAUUCCUUACUUCCCAAAUCAAAUUAAACUUGACUCCCGGAAGUAAUGAGAGCUUGAAGAUAAUGAGGCAUUUAGCCACAGCAGAUCCUGAAAUAUUUAGAACAAACAUGAAAGUCAUAAUCGACUACAAAUGGUCCCUGUUCAAGAAAAUACUGUAGUUGCAGUCCUUUAUCUACUAUGUCUAUUUGAUAUUGGUUUGGCUUCAAAUCUUAUACAACAAUGCUCCGGUGAUAACUGCCAUCGUGCAGGUAUCGACUGGCUUGCUAUUGAUCUAUGAAGGUCUACAAUGCUAUGCGAACUCCUCUUAUUAUUUGUAUGAUUUCUGGAAUUAUUUUGACCUCAGUGGAUUCAUUAUUCUAUUCCUUCAUUGCACAUUUGUUCAGCUUGGUAUUGAAUACACUAAUGAUGAUGUUGUCAGGAGCUUUGGUAUCAUGGUUUUGUGUGCAAGAGGAGUUUCUUACUUGAGAUCUUUUGAUCAAAGCAGAUAUUUGGUUGGCAUGAUCUAAGAAAUUAUCUCAGACAUGGCCAGCUUCUUCGUAGUACUCAUCUUUGCAUUGUUUGCAUUGGCUAGCAUUAAAACUGUCUUAGACUAAACUGAUGAAAUCACAAUUAGUGAAUUCCUUGAGGAAACACUUACCUUCUACAGAAUAGCAUUGGGCGAUUGGGAGGUUUCAGACUUCGCAACAGUUUGGUACUUGCUUGUUUUCAUUUGCUCAACUAUGCUGAUUCCCUUGAUUUUGAUGAAUCUCUUAAUUGCUCUAAUGGGAGACACUUAUGCCAGAGUUCAAGAUAGCAUACUUCCUAAAGACUAUGCCUUGAAAGCUCAACUUUUGUGGGAAGUGGAAAGUUUACUCAGUUUCAAGAGAGAGGCUGGUGUACCUUAAUAUUUCAUUGUUUACAAAGAAGCAGAGCAUAAAGAUGGAGGCUUAAAAGCUGAUGGAUAAGUCAGACAAAUCAAAGUUAACACCAUGAAGAUCCUAUAAAAGCUUACAAGCAUCGAGAAAGUCUUACACUAAAACAAAUGA
Stylonychia lemnae is the source of this 3324-nucleotide messenger RNA. The record is from the annotation of a GenBank genome assembly. NCBI's taxonomy places the organism in Eukaryota, Ciliophora, Spirotrichea, Sporadotrichida, Oxytrichidae.